CCCGGCCGCGCGCAGGCAGCCCAGCCCAGCCCAGCCCAGCCCAGCCCGAGCCGCCGGGCAGCCGCGAGCAUGAAGGACCGCACCGGGGAGCUCCGCGCGGCUAAGGACAGCGACGAUGAUGAUGAAGUCACUGUUAGCGUGGACCGGGAUCGCUUCAUGGAUGAGUUCUUUGAACAAGUAGAGGAAAUUCGAGGGUUUAUUGACAAAAUUUCGGAGAACGUGGAGGAAGUGAAGAGGAAGCACAGUGCCAUUCUUGCUGCACCCAACCCAGAUGAGAAAACAAAGGACGAGCUAGAAGAAUUAAUGUCCGACAUCAAAAAGACGGCAAACAAAGUGCGCUCCAAGUUAAAGAGUAUUGAACAGAGCAUUGAACAAGAAGAAGGACUGAAUAGAUCAUCUGCUGACCUAAGGAUAAGAAAAACUCAGCAUUCCACAUUAUCACGCAAGUUCGUGGAGGUGAUGUCGGAGUACAAUGCCACACAGUCUGACUAUAGAGAGCGCUGCAAAGGGAGGAUUCAAAGGCAACUGGAAAUCACUGGUAGGACUACAACCAGUGAGGAGCUGGAAGACAUGCUGGAGAGCGGGAAUCCAGCCAUUUUCUCCUCUGGGAUCAUCAUGGACUCCAACAUCACAAAGCAAGCACUCAAUGAGAUUGAGACGCGGCACAGCGAGAUCAUCAAGCUGGAGAACAGCAUCCGGGAGCUGCAUGACAUGUUCAUGGACAUGGCGAUGCUCGUGGAGAGCCAGGGUGAGAUGAUCGACCGCAUCGAGUAUAAUGUCGAGCACUCCGUGGACUAUGUGGAGAGGGCUGUGUCUGAUACCAAAAAAGCUGUUAAGUACCAGAGCAAAGCCCGACGGGUGAGUACUGUGAUCACCUGGACUCAGCCAUGGGCAUGCAGCACCCUGCACCCUGUCACCUGCUGGCUGGGAAUGCCCCCUGCCAUCCUGAGGAGCAUGAACCAGCUCUCCAGGCUUCCAGGUGUGAGCCAGUCACUGUCCCAUCCAGCAGGGGAUGAACCCUGGCCCUUGUCCCCAGUAGACCCCAGUGGCCUGUCCCUGCUACCAGCAGCCAUCUCAGUGGGGUGUUCUUGCUGCUGGCUGCAAGGUGUGUGGAGUCAGCCUGCUCCGGUGGGGAGGAGCAGGGGGCAUGUGCAGAAGAGCAGAAUGCCAGCCAGCUGGCAUUUCUUUUUUAUGCAUAUUUUCACCCUCCUUGGGUGGGAAUCCUGUGGCCCUUCCCUGCCUGUUUAGUGCUGAGCUGGUGGGGAGUGUAGGAGAAGAGUUCCCCCUGGUGCCAUAGUCCAGGCAUCACAGCUCUUGCCUAUGCUGGGCCCCAAACCAGGAGCAAAGGUCUUCAGGUUGAGGGAGAGGAGUGGGACCUGGCUUGGCUCUGCUGUGCAGGGGACUGGGCUGUGUCUUGGCAGGGCAAGCCUUCAUCUGACCCCUCAUUGGAGCCCAUGGAGUUGGUCAGUCAGCUCCAGGGGGCCUGACUGAGAGUUGGAGUCAGCGCUCGGCACACGCUGAGUUUUCCUGGGAAACAAUGCCUCCAGAUGGCAGCAGGGACUCUGCCUCACGUCCAUGAAGUGCCCUAGGCCUCCAUGUUCUGAAGUGGAGCCCCACCACCCAGUACUAGAAGAAACAAAGACUAAGGAGAGCUUGGAGACAACAAAGAGCCCAUCACCAGUGGAGACUGAGUCGGGUCCCCGGCAGGGGAGGGUUAGGGUGUGUGCUGCUGUUGACUGAUACCAUCUCCCUUUCUCUCCCCUGUCGGUGCUGCGGGAACGGGCCUGAGCAGAAGAAGAUCAUGAUCAUUAUCUGCUGCGUGGUGCUGGGCAUUGUCAUCGCCUCCACCUUCGGCGGCAUUUUCGGAUAGAACUUCCCAAGCCCAGACUCUUUCUUUUCAAAGAGUCCAAGGAAGUGAGGCCGAACUGCUGGGCCUGGCAGCCGCCCUGCAGGGAGCCGAGCCUCAGCGCCCCCGGGAGCCCUUCCAGCAGAAUUUCAGUUUCUAAUGCAUGAUCGUUUUGUAACUGUGCGUGUGGUGCGGUACGUCUGUGUGGAGAGGGGCUGCACCAGGCCAGGAGGGCGGGCAGUGUGGGGAGCCAGGGCCAGGGCAGGAGGGGACAACAAAGCAGGGACCUGAGAUGCCAGGGGUUGGGGGAACUGGGAUCCAGAGAGGGCAGAACACACUUGGCACUGCUUCUAACACACGGAGCCAGAUGGCAUAGGCACAGGUGCAGGUUGCCCGUGACCAGUCUUCUAACAUGCAGCCAGGCACAUGGCAGCUGAACGCACUGGCUGAGGGAGCACCCUGAGAACAAGGAGCAGGGCUAAUGUCAGUACAGGGCAAUGCUGGGUUCUCAGGGCAGGUGCUGGCCAACCAACCCCCCAGUCAAUUCUGGGCCCUCGCUGGCACAGCUAACAUCUGUGUCCCUAGCACCUGCCCUGUCAGGCCACUCAUAACGCAGCACUUCUGCUGGCUCCUUUUCCUGGCCAGUUGUGGCAUCAUGCCCACCUCCUUGGCAGAUGCUUCCUGCAGUGUCCCUCACACCUGGCAUCCCUUAACUCUUGUGUGACCACUUCCUGCAGUGUCCUGGCUUCUCUUCCUCUUCCCCAGCUGCCUUGCCCAGUGGCUGCUCCGGGCAUGUUCCCUCCACUCUGGCUCCUGCAGGGCUGGGUUCUCUGCUGCUGCCUGUGCUGGUCAGAAAUGUUUUUCUGUGAGGCUGGGCUGACAGGGCAACAGUCCCCGUGCCUUGGAGUGCACAUCCCCAGGUAGGACCAGCGCUGCUGCGUGGGAAGGAUCAGGAGUAGACAGACCGGGGUAGACAGAAUUGCAUUCCUCCCUGCUGCCCCCCUAGGCCAGCUAGGGCACAUUCUUGCUCCUUGCCCUUUUGGCCUGAGAGGUGAGCUGUGCAGAGCUGGCACUGUGCGGCGAGCCCAAAGGAGGAUUGAGCAGAGGCCUGAGCUCUGCCACUGACUGGGCAGGGGAGAUGGUGUGGGAGCAGGGGUAGUUCUUGGCCUUGCUCCUGGCCCCCUCCAUUCCUAUGCCCCACUGUUAGAAGAGCCCCAGGUCCCUUCACUGCACCUUGCACUUACUUGGGGAAUGCCCCAUGGUACUGGAGGUCGCCUUGGCCAUUGCCUAACACUUCCACCAGCUCUGGGCUGAUAUUCAUAGAAUCAUAGAAAAUUAGGGUUGGAAGGGACUUCAGGAGGUCAUCCCAUCCAACCCACUGUUCAAAGCAGGAUCAUCCCCAAUUAUCAUCCCAGCCAAGGCUUUGUCUAGCAGUGUCUUAACCAUCUCCAAGGAUGGAGAUUUCACAACCUCUCUGGGUAGCCUGUUCCAGUGCUUUACUACCCUCCUAGUGAGAACGUUUUUCUUAGUAUCUAACUUAAACUUCCCUUGCUACAACUUAAGACCAUUGCUCCUUGUUCUGUCAUCUGCCACCACUGAGAACAGUCCAGCUCCAUCCUCUUUGAAACCACCCUUCAGGUAGUUGAAGGCUGUUAUUAAAUCCCCUCUAUCUUCUUCUCCAGACUAAAUAAACCCAGUUCCCUCAGCCUCUCCUCGUAAGACAUGUGCCCCAGGCCCCUAACCAUCUUCAUUGCCCUCUGCUGGACUCUGUCCAAUUUGUCCACAUCCUUUCUGCAGCGGGAGGCCCAAAACUGGACACAGUACUCCACAUGUGGGCUCACCAGUGCCCAAUAGAGAAUAAUCACUUUCCUUGAUCUGCAGGCACCACUCCUACGAAUGCAGCCCAGCCUUUAUCUGAAGGGAUUUCCCAGCUCCUCGUUCUGGGUAGCAGAGCCUUAGUAAUGCCUGGCAGCAACCUGCUCCUUCUCGUCACCUCUCUGCCGUGUCGCCAGCCCUAGAGCCACCACCCUGCCCACAGCCAUGCAGUGUGCAUCCAGCUUGAGAAACGCUUGGGUUGGCUGGAAGAGCUGCCCCAAUGACCCACAGAGCUGCCCAACCCAACUGCACCCAUCACUAGACUCUUCCAUCUAGCAAUAGGCAAGUGCAAUUCAGUCCUGCAACUUCACUUCCUUCCAGCUCCCUAAGAAUUGUGUGGGGAGGGACCAUUUGACAAGUGGGUCUGUCCCCACCCUCCCCAGCAUUGCAGGCACUUCCCAGGAUGUAAGAGAAGCACUAUAUCUCACUAUCCAACAGCAUCCCACGACCCCCAGCACACGUUACUCCUGCUUUCUGAUGGGACCAGUUCAGAGCCAACGUUGACAGUCUGGUCUUCAUGGCAGCAGAGGGUCCUCACCCCACUACUGUUCAUGCGAAAGGCAAAUUUCAGACUGGGCUAUGCCUGGAACAGGCCCUGCAGUGUUGUAUGUACCAAUAUGGUCUAGGGGGAGGCGGGGUUGGGAGGGAAUGCAGCCUGCCUUAGCACCAGGGAAUCAGGCCAUCCCAGCAAGGGGCAGCAACCAGCAUCAAAACUUCCCAUCACCUCGGUCUCUGCCAAGGGCAUCCUAAGUCAGCUUCUGCUCCUAAGCAAGCUACUUAUUACAGUGACCCUGAUAGGCCCAAGUGAGACCCCAGACCUAAGCUGGCACCUGCAUCCUGGCCCUGAGGUGGUGCAAAGGCAAGAGGAGCCACUCAUUUGCUUAUAGAAGGCAAACAGGUACAUACUCUCUAUGGAGAAACAACCCAUGCAAGCAACUGGCUGGGGCCUAGGAGGCAGCUGUAUGUGAAAGCAUCUCUGCAGUGCUCAGGGACCCCCAGCUGAACCUACUUGGCUGCUGUUCCUGUGGCAGUCCCAGGGGGCUGCCCUGCAAGUGGCUGCCACAGCAAGGUAUGAAUUACCGUCUCCAGUCCUGCCCCAUCCAAUCCCAUUUUGCGAUGGUUGUCAGUGCUGCAAGGAGCUUGUCUUUUAGCUCCCCAGCAACAUGCUUGCCAGCACCUCCCAACACAAAGCAGCAAGCUGAGAUGAGACCCCCAGGAGAAGUAGGCAGCUCCCACAGGGUUCACAGCUUGUCAUGAGUUGGGCUGUAAUAUGCCCCUGCUAUAGCCUCCCUUUAAAGCCUGUAGGGGAAUCAAGGCUCUGUGUGAAAUCAGUGGGUGUCAUCUCUGAGCCAAAGAGCUUUGGGAACUGUCAGAUCUUCUGCUCCUCUGCCCAGGGCUGAACCAAAAUGGGCUCUCUUCCCAACACCAUUAAUAAAAGGUCCAGCAAAAUUCAAAUCAGCUUGGUGCCAGCCAUCCAGUAGAAGUGUCUGCAGAGGGUGUUUUCUGCCAAUGGCCAAGGAACAGGCACCAGGAGGGCAGCAGGAGUAAAACCCUGCCAAAAUAGCUCAGGGUUAAGCUGAGGGGCUUAAAACCACAAAGGGAACAAGGCCUUUUGGGCACUUACCUAUCCCAAGGAGAGGGGGCUACAGUGCCAUGGGUAGUAGGGAGCAUGGAGGGUUUAGCCUUUUACCAGCUAAUUGAGGCCAGGGCUUAUCCACAGCCACAUGUAGCUAAGGUAGUGAGAACAGACAACAGCUCCACCAUAUGUGAGGUCUUUGAGUUGGGAAAGUGGUUGGAUUCCAGAUGCCAACACCCUUACUCUGUCCCCUUACAAAGAGGCUCAAUACCCUGAGCUUUCCUCUGCCUUAUGCAAAAACCAGCCAGUAAGAUCUUCAAAGGAAGGCUUCCCCCUUUGUUAAGCAAUAACAUUGCCAGCAAGGCAGGUCCUGGGGGGAGGAAAACAGUAGCUCCAUCAAUCCUCAGGAAAGGCAUAUGUCAAGAUGCUCACUGCUGUUAAAGACUGAUUAGGCAUUUCUUCAUGCACCUCUGCAGCACCAUUAUUGCCUAGUGCAGCAGAGCUGUGACACACUCGAGUGAGUGAGGCAGGAGCACAACAUAGACACUGCUGGUCUGCUCAGGCAGCUGUGCUCUGGGGGGUCAAGUCCUGAAGCAGCAUUGUUGGAAGACAGGCACGUAUUAAUGUCAGUUUAGCAAAGAGACACACAAAACCCAACAAAACAGGCUGUGGGGACCCAGCCCUGGAGUAGGAUUCUGCAAGGCUGGGACUGCCUGUACCCUUACUUCAGGCUUUAUUAGGGCCUGAUCACAAGCAGUGAGUGGGGCUGAGGUAUGGACCCCAGCAGGAGCCAUAUACCACAAUGCCACCCCCCCAUGGCUAUAAGCAGGGGAGGGAAGCAUUUGGGACCAGUACUGUAAUCCCUGCACGUGGGUAAGCCCUAUCCUGUUCCCCCCUGCCCACCCAUGUUGCAUGUGGAGACUGGAUUCACAAUGGUGUGCUUGUGCUUGGGAAGAUGUUUCACUUUUUCUUUAGGAAAAUCAAUCUCAAGGUGUCUUUUUUAAAGAAUUAUCUGUUCCAAGUGCCACAUGGCCUCCCAGUGUGGGGGUUGUCUUGCGCAGUAUUCCAUGAGCUAUGUCAGGCACGUGCAGCUUGCGCUCUUAGCAGGGGAGUGUUUUGUUCUUUAAAUUCAGUGCACUUGAAAGUGUUCAGCGACCCCCUUGGAGUUGUACCACUGCUGUACCGUGAGCUGAGUGUCCUUGUUUUCCACGUGGAUCUUGAACCUGGCUUGCUCAGUCUCCAUGGACUGGAUGACGCUGUGUUGCCUCUUUUUCUCCAUCUAGUCCCUGUCCUUCCUCUGCUAAGACUCCUUUCCCCACUGCUUCAGAUGCAAAAUAGCUUCCCAUUUUGUGGAAUUUUUAUGUAGAAUAAACAUUUGUAACCACA
Messenger RNA from Alligator mississippiensis (American alligator), 6683 nucleotides. It is a transcript of the gene STX1A, whose product is annotated as syntaxin 1A. Gene Ontology annotation, cellular component: presynaptic active zone membrane; synaptic vesicle; plasma membrane. Gene Ontology annotation, biological process: intracellular protein transport; synaptic vesicle fusion to presynaptic active zone membrane; exocytosis. NCBI's taxonomy places the organism in Eukaryota, Metazoa, Chordata, Crocodylia, Alligatoridae. Gene Ontology annotation, molecular function: SNAP receptor activity; SNARE binding. The record is from RefSeq and is a predicted model, not a curated record. The coding region runs from base 70 to 1248 and encodes 392 amino acids. The transcript is spliced from 9 exons.